UUGUCAUCUUCUCGAAGACAAUAAUCGCUUAUACAACAGAGUCCUAUACCUGGGACUCACCAGCCUGAAGAUCUCUUAUCGGGUCUAACUGAGUCAUUCCCUCGUCUUACCGCCACCUCCCAUCCCUGUCUACGUCAAAACUGCAUUCAGUCAGAUUUGCCCGAGAAAGGAAACGAAUCAUGGCGGGAGUAUCUUCUGCAGAGUCGCAGUGGCUCAGCCAGUUGUCUGCUAUGCGGCAAGCUAUCGCAGAGCUGAAGCUACCAAGAAAAGAGGCUGAAGAUGAGAUCAACUAUGGUUCAGAUCUCGAGCUGGAUAUUGAUGAAGACUACUCCUCUCCAGGUACUGUGGAUGAUAUCUGGGACGUCAUCAGUUCCGAUGACGAGAGCCUUGACGAGUUAGACGACAUUGAUGGUGUUCCGUUACCUACUUCAUCUAUCUACGACUAUACCUGGCUCGAAUCGAAAUGCCAGGCCCUUGCGGCUAAGAAGCCGGGUCUCGAUGUAGCGGAAAUCGUACAGCAGAUUACAGCAGUACUGGCUACUGACAGCAGUGAUGAUGAACUGCAAAUGUCUCUCGCAGAGAUUGUGGGCUUCGAUGAUCUCGACUUAGUUAUUGAUAUAAUAGCUCACCGGGCAGACAUCCUUGCUCCUACAACAGGCAAAGGUCAGUCGCAAACGGACGGUCUCUUCACCGGUAAACUACACACAAAGGCCGAACGCGAGCAAAUGCUUCGUCGACAGGAUUUCGAGCAUAAGCAUGCGACUCUAGCGCCGGGACAAAACAGGGAGGAGCCGAAAUACCCUCAUGUAUACAAGAUGCACGACUCGCGUAACACCCUGGCACUUGGAGGGAAGAAAUAUGGACUUCCAAUCGGAAGCAGGCAGAUCGAGGAACAGAGAUACACUGAAUUCGAGAUUCCGGCUGCUAAAGUCGGUUCACUUGCUCCCAAUCAGAAGCUCGUACGCAUAUCAGAUUUAGACCACUUGUGCAGGGGCACGUUCAAAGGAUACAAAACUCUCAAUAGGAUGCAGAGUCUGCUCUAUGAGGUUGCCUACAAGACUAGCGAGAAUAUGCUAAUCUGUGCUCCGACUGGAGCUGGUAAAACGGAUGCAGCCAUGUUGACAAUUCUAAAUGCCAUUGGCAGGAAUUGCGUUCCCAAUCCAGCGGAGGAGCCCGAUGCUACCGAGUUUACAGUCAACGUUGAUGAUUUCAAGAUUGUCUACGUUGCUCCAAUGAAGGCUCUAGCUGCUGAAGUCACCGAAAAGUUGGGCAAGCGGCUUGCCUGGUUGGGAAUUCAGGUCCGUGAGCUGACUGGUGAUAUGCAGCUAACCAAACGAGAGAUUGUGGAGACGCAGAUAAUCGUGACAACUCCUGAGAAAUGGGACGUUGUUACGCGGAAAAGCACUGGUGAUACGGAACUCGUACAAAAAGUCCGUCUUCUCAUCAUCGAUGAAGUUCAUAUGCUGCACGAUGAGCGUGGUGCCGUCAUUGAAUCAUUGGUGGCUAGAACGGAGCGGCAGGUAGAGAGCACGCAAUCUCUUAUUCGUAUCGUGGGUCUUUCUGCAACUCUACCGAACUAUAUAGACGUUGCCGAUUUCCUGAAGGUCAACAGAAUGGCGGGCCUUUUUUUCUUCGACUCAUCGUUCCGUCCUGUUCCUCUCGAACAGCAUUUCAUUGGCGUGAAAGGAAAACCAGGAAAGAAGGAGUCUCGCGAGAACCUUGACAUUGUCGCUUUUGAGAAAGUAAGAGACAUGCUGGAGCGAGGCCACCAGGUCAUGGUGUUCGUGCACUCCCGGAAGGAUACCGUCCAAACUGCACGGAUGCUGCGGCAGAUGGCCAUCGAAGACGGCUGCGAGGCGCUGUUCGGUUCCCAGGACCACGAACACUAUUCUCAAGCGCUAAAGGAUCUGAAGAAUGCUCGGGCGCGUGAACUGCGGGACUUGUUUGUCAGUGGCUUCGGUACACAUCAUGCGGGAAUGGCAAGAACUGACCGCAACCUCAUGGAACGGAUGUUCUCUGAAGGUUUGAUCAAGGUACUCUGCUGUACUGCGACUCUGGCUUGGGGUGUCAACCUGCCAGCGGCUGCCGUCGUCAUCAAGGGAACACAGUUGUAUAGUGCACAGGAGGGUAAAUUUGUUGAUCUUGGGAUUCUCGAUGUGCUGCAGAUUUUUGGUCGUGCGGGUCGUCCACAAUUCCAAGACACAGGUAUUGGCUUUAUCUGCACCACUCACGACAAGCUACACCACUACCUGUCUGCUGUAACUGCACAACAACCUAUCGAAUCCAGGUUCUCUAGUAAACUGGUCGACAAUCUGAAUGCAGAGAUCUCACUGGGCACCGUCACUUCAGUGGCAGAAGCUGUGCAAUGGCUUGGAUAUUCUUAUCUGUUCGUUCGCAUGAAACGGGAGCCACGAAAUUAUGGGAUCGACUGGGCAGAGAUCCGUGAUGACCCGAUGCUGGUCCAGAGACGCCGUCAAUUAAUCAUUCAAGCGGCACGUGUGCUGCAGAAAAGCCAGAUGAUCAUAUUCAACGAGAAGACUGAAGAGCUUCGUGCUAAAGAUGUUGGCCGGAUUGCAAGCCAGUAUUACGUCCUGCAGACUUCCAUUGAGAUCUUCAAUGAAAUGAUGCACGCACAAGCGAGCGAGGCUGAUGUGCUCAGGAUGAUUAGCAUGAGUGGUGAGUUCGACAACAUACAGUCCAGAGACAAUGAAUCGAAGGAACUAGAAAGGCUACGUGAGGAAGCGGUGCAGACUGAGGUCGAAGGAGGAAACGAUUCAGCCCAUGCAAAAACGAAUAUCCUACUUCAGUCGUACAUUUCCCGCGCUAGACUGGAAGAUUUCGCUCUUGUGUCCGAUUCAGCCUAUGUGGCUCAAAAUGCUGCUCGAAUUUGUCGCGCUCUGUUCAUGAUAGCACUCAAUCGUCGAUGGGGUUAUCAAUGUCAGGUACUCCUCUCAAUGUGUAAAUCGAUUGAGAAGCAGAUCUGGCCCUUCCAGCACCCUUUCCAUCAAUUCGAUUUGCCUCAGCCGAUUCUCAAGAAUCUCGACGAGAAGUUGCCGACAUCUUCUAUAGAAUCUAUGAGGGACAUGGAGACAGCUGAGAUUGGACAGCUCGUUCAUAAUCAGCGUAUGGGCAAGACUCUAGCCAAGCUUCUAGAUAAUUUCCCGACUCUAAGCGUUGAGGCUGAAAUUGCGCCGUUGAACAGGGAUGUCCUCCGCAUCCGUCUGCAUGUCUACCCCGAGUUUACUUGGAACGAUAGACAUCACGGUGCCUCAGAGCCCUAUUGGAUCUGGGUUGAGAAUUCGGACACGUCCGAGAUAUACCACCAUGAAUACUUCAUCCUUAGUCGGAAGAAACUUCACGACGAACACGAACUCAACUUCACUAUUCCUUUAUCUGACCCACUGCCAAGUCAAAUUUACGUCCGGGCUGUGUCCGAUAGGUGGCUGGGCGCUGAAACCGUUACUCCCGUUUCCUUCCAGCAUUUGAUCCGUCCCGAUACUGAAAGUGUCUAUACGGAUUUGCUGGACCUCCAACCGUUACCUAUCUCCGCCUUGAAGAACCCAAUCCUAGAGGAGAUAUAUGGGCAGCGGUUCCAAUUUUUCAAUCCGAUGCAGACACAGAUAUUCCAUACGUUAUACCAUACUCCGUCCAAUGUGCUUCUUGGUUCUCCCACCGGAAGUGGAAAGACAGUAGCAGCAGAGCUGGCUAUGUGGUGGGCAUUCCGAGAGAAACCGGGCUCGAAGGUGGUAUAUAUCGCACCUAUGAAAGCUCUCGUGAGAGAGCGUGUGCAGGAUUGGGGGAAGAGAUUAACGGCCCCCAUGGGACUGAAGCUUGUCGAGUUGACUGGUGACAAUACGCCAGACACUAGGACUAUCAGAGAUGCAGAUAUCAUCAUCACUACCCCCGAGAAAUGGGAUGGUAUAUCCCGCAGCUGGCAAACUAGGGGAUACGUGCGACAAGUCAGCCUAGUCAUCAUUGACGAGAUCCAUCUGCUGGGUGGUGACCGUGGUCCUAUUCUGGAGAUUAUUGUAUCCCGUAUGAACUAUAUCGCUUCUCAGUCCAAAGGUGCUGUUAGGCUGCUAGGCAUGUCCACUGCCUGUGCUAAUGCCACUGAUCUUGGGAACUGGCUAGGCGUCAAGGAGGGGCUGUUCAACUUCAGACAUUCUGUGCGUCCUGUGCCGCUAGAAAUCUAUAUUGAUGGCUUUCCGGAACAGCGCGGCUUCUGCCCACUUAUGCAAUCGAUGAACCGGCCUACCUUUCUUGCCAUCAAGAGCCACUCACCUGAUAAGCCUGUGAUCGUCUUCGUCGCUUCUCGACGACAGACACGUCUAACGGCCAAGGAUCUCAUUAACUAUUGUGGUAUGGAAGACAACCCCCGGCGGUUUGUUCGCAUGUCCGAAGAGGAUCUCCAGCUCAACCUUGCACGUGUCAAAGACGAUGCACUUCGUGAAGCACUCAGCUUCGGGAUUGGUCUGCACCAUGCUGGUCUAGUUGAGUCUGACAGACAGCUAGCUGAGGAACUAUUUGCAAACAACAAGAUUCAGGUCCUCGUUGCUACCAGUACCCUUGCCUGGGGUGUCAACCUGCCCGCACAUCUAGUGGUUGUUAAGGGCACGCAAUACUUCGACGCAAAGAUCGAAGCUUACAAGGACAUGGAUCUGACCGAUGUUCUUCAAAUGCUGGGUCGUGCAGGACGUCCCCAGUUCGAUUCCUCUGGAAUAGCUCGUAUUUUCACGCAGGAUUCUAAGAAGGCGUUCUAUAAGCAUUUCCUUCACACUGGCUUUCCAGUAGAGUCGACCCUACACAAAGUCCUCGACAACCACUUGGGUGCCGAAGUUUCUGCAGGAACUAUCAAAACCAAGCAGGAUGCUCUCGACUACCUGACUUGGACGUUCUUCUUCCGCAGGUUGCACAAGAACCCUUCAUAUUAUGGCCUUGAGAUAUCGGCUGAAGAACAUAACACGAUAGCUGCGCAGCAGUUAGCCUCUGACUUCAUGAUUGAUCUGGUUGACAAGUCUCUUAGUGAGCUGGCCGAAUCAUCCUGUGUUGUCUUCGAUUCUGCUACAGGAGAUGUUGAUCCAACACCUUACGGAAAGAUCAUGAGUUUCUACUAUCUCUCGCAUAAGACUGUCAGAUACUUGAUGUCUCAUGCCAAGCGUGAUCCUACCUUCCACGACGUGCUCAGUUGGAUGUGCUCGGCCACAGAAUUCGAUGAGCUACCCGUCCGUCACAACGAAGACCUGAUCAACGCGGAGCUUGCGCUUAAUCUUCCUUUGUCGGUGGAGUCAAUGGGUGAUCUUCCAAUGUGGGAUCCGCAUGUGAAGGCGUUCCUUCUCCUCCAAGCAUACAUGUCAAGAAUUGACCUGCCAAUUUCUGAUUAUGUCGGUGAUCAGAUCUCGGUCUUAGAUCAGGGCAUCCGUGUCAUCCAAGCGUCUAUCGAUAUUCUGGCAGAGCUUGGUUACAUAUCUGCUUGCUGCCAGAUGAUCACCCUGUUGCAAUGCAUCAAAUCCGCACGUUGGCCUUCAGACCAUCCCCUUUCAAUUCUACCCGGCAUUGAACCCGAGAAUCCGUCGAAAGCUCUCCCGGCCUCGCUCACGGCCUUAUCCUCGCUUCCAGCGUCGUCUAUAUCGUCAUUCGCUAGGAAACUACAUCUCACCUCAGCUACAGCCAAUCAGUUCACGAGAGCGGCAUCCAGCAUACCGAAUUUAUCUGUUUCCGUUUCAGAUGUCUCCAGCACUGGCAUGGUAGUGACGUUGACACGACAGAAUCCCCACACGAAUCCAGAGUACAAGAUCUUCGCACCUCGUUUCCCCAAACCGCAGACAGAAGGAUAUUUCCUGAUAGUCACCGCUGCUGCGCCAAAUGGCGCAGACGGUGACUUGCUCGCACUAAAGCGCGUAUCUUGGCCACCGGUUGCAAAUAACAACCGUGAAAAGGGCAGGAGACAAGGGCACCAGAAGAACGGAAAUGUGGUUGCAAAAUCCUCCGUCAAAUUCCCAGAAGAGGCCCUUCCCAGCGAAUCCGCUACGACCAACAGAAUCGUAAACGUUCGUGUCAUGAGUGAUGCUUAUCCUGGAAUGGAGUGGACUGUAUCUGGUGUGAGGUUGCCAUUCUAUGAUGACGUAUCCAAGAAAGGUGUGGAGAGUGCUGGGCCUUCGCAAUCUAGUGCGUAAAGCACAUGAGCUAGCUAUAGCUAAAUUCAAUAUCAGCCUUCAAUAUAUUCACCGCACUAAAUCAAAAUGUAGGCUUUAUAUCUAACCCGUAGGAAUAUCACGAGUGUUGAAUUGACCCUAGCCUCCGUUUCGACCUCCAAUUCCUCAUUGGAAGCGGUGGCUGCUGUGACUGCGGU
Messenger RNA from Paecilomyces variotii, 6349 nucleotides. RefSeq names its product DNA/RNA helicase MER3/SLH1, DEAD-box superfamily. The transcript has a single exon. NCBI's taxonomy places the organism in Eukaryota, Fungi, Ascomycota, Eurotiomycetes, Eurotiales, Thermoascaceae. The coding region runs from base 180 to 6173 and encodes 1997 amino acids. The record is from RefSeq and is a predicted model, not a curated record. Gene Ontology annotation, molecular function: nucleic acid binding; ATP binding; ATP hydrolysis activity.